Molecule: messenger RNA, 1147 nt
Organism: Dicentrarchus labrax (European seabass)
Lineage: Eukaryota; Metazoa; Chordata; Actinopteri; Moronidae
Gene: nfu1
Product: NFU1 iron-sulfur cluster scaffold homolog (S. cerevisiae)
Exons: 8
Coding region: 39-794 (251 amino acids)
Biological process (GO): iron-sulfur cluster assembly
Cellular component (GO): mitochondrion
Molecular function (GO): iron ion binding; iron-sulfur cluster binding
Source: RefSeq, a predicted model, not a curated record
GACCACUUCCGUUCUUUUUUUAGAUAAUCACAACAAACAUGGCGACUUACAGACAGGUCGGCAGGUUGUUCGGGAUUUCAGCGAGACUGGCGCGUCCCCUUGCUGGCAGUGGAUAUCAGAGCGCCGGAUUACACUGGCCUUCACAUAACACAGGAGUUUCAAACAGAUGGCCACAAAACCCCCAUUGGGUUGUUCCUGGAAGGACCAUGUUUGUGCAGACACAGGACACACCAAAUCCAAACAGCCUAAAGUUUCUGCCAGGUCGUACAGUUCUUGAAUCAGGAACCAUGAAUUUUGCCGGACCCCGUGACGCGCACUGCUCUCCCUUAGCCAGACAGCUAUUUAGAAUUGAUGGAGUAACGAGUGUGUUCCUGGGCCCUGACUUUAUCACCAUAUCAAAGACUGAUGCCAAUAUGGAAUGGAAAGUAAUCAAGCCCGAUGUAUUUGCUGCCAUUAUGGACUUUUUCACUUCUGGACUUCCAGUUGUGAAUGAUGAUAGCACACCUAAUGCGGACACAGCACCAUCAGAUGACGAUGAUGAAGUAGUUGCUAUGAUCAAAGAACUGCUGGAUACUCGAAUAAGGCCAACAGUCCAGGAGGAUGGAGGCGAUGUUCUGUAUCGGGGAUUUGAAGACGGCAUCGUUAAACUGAAACUGCAGGGCUCCUGCACCAGUUGUCCCAGUUCCAUUAUUACUUUAAAGAGUGGAAUCCAGAACAUGCUGCAGUUUUACGUCCCUGAAGUUGAAUCAGUGGAGCAGGUGAAGGACGAGGAAGAGGAGGCGGCUCAAGUUUGAACUAUACUGAAACCAGAACCACGUUGUCACAUUCCUCCCUUCCCCCGGACACUUCCUGUUAUCCCAGCCAUAGAUGCAAUAAAAUGAUGUGGUGUAUAGCAUACCUGUGUCAGAGAGCUCAACGUGAUCAUUAUUCAACUGUUAUCAUAGAUUUUUUUUGUGUAUAUUAUGUACUAUGGCAGUAUUUAAAGAAUUGGGACUAAAGAGCCCGGUCGUAGAAACUCAUGACUGCAGAGCUGAAAUAAAAUGUAUUUAUUAUUUCACAUUGUUACACCUUUACUAAAUCAGUCGCUUGUUAAUACAUAUACUACAUGUAUAUAAAUAAAGUUUAUUAAAGUAUUUUAUGAAUGCUG